Molecule: messenger RNA, 3888 nt
Organism: Anthonomus grandis grandis
Lineage: Eukaryota; Metazoa; Arthropoda; Insecta; Coleoptera; Curculionidae
Gene: Elk
Product: potassium voltage-gated channel subfamily H member 8
Exons: 16
Coding region: 224-3400 (1058 amino acids)
Biological process (GO): potassium ion transmembrane transport; regulation of membrane potential
Cellular component (GO): membrane
Molecular function (GO): voltage-gated potassium channel activity
Source: RefSeq, a predicted model, not a curated record
CCCACGUAUACCAUACGCAACGUUCCGCGUACCUUUAAGAACGCGGUGUUCGUGAAAGUUUCGUCCGUUAAUAAUUCAACAAUAUGUCGCGUCAAGAUUUCUUUUAAUGUGUACUUUGCUGUGAUUUUCUUAUUGGGGGGAAUUUAUAAGUGAAUUAUUUGUGUAAAAAGAUGGAUGGAUAAAUAGUUCUUUUUGGGCAACAGUUUCGAAAUUUCCACCCCUAAUGCCUGCACGAAGGGGGCUCUUGGCGCCCCAAAACACCUUUUUGGACACCAUAGCCACCAGAUUCGAUGGAACACACAGUAAUUUCGUGCUCGGAAAUGCCCAAGUUCCCUCGCUAUAUCCGAUCGUUUAUUGUUCGGACGGGUUUUGCGAGCUGACGGGGUUCACGAGGGCGCAAAUUAUGCAGAAAUCAUGCGCCUGUAAGUUUCUAUACGGGCCGGAAACGAAAGACGAGCACAAAUCCCGCAUAGACGAGGCCCUCGAGUCCAAGGAAGAACUGAAACUCGAGGUGAUAUUUUAUAAGAAAAACGGAACACCAUUUUGGUGCCUCCUAGACAUUGUGCCGAUCAAAAACGAAAAAAGGGAGGUGGUACUCUACUUGGCCUCCCACAAGGACAUCACCAACACAAAAAUGGCCGAAAUGGCCGAGUGCGAGCUCUACGACAGUGUUUUCCGUUACUCUCUGCUAUCCGCAGCGGCCGUGCUGGGGGCCCGUUUUCGGGGCUCCGCUGACUCUUGCCUGCUUGCAGAAAAAGCGAAUGGGGCCCUGGAUGAUCCGGAGGCGCCUCACGCGAAUUAUGGACGCAGGCGAUCCAGGGCGGUCCUCUAUCAGCUGAGCGGACAUUACAAACCCGAUAAGAUGAAGACCAAGUUGAGCAAGUUGAAUAAUAAUAUCCUAAGUUCGACCCCGCAGCCACUUCCGGAAUACAAGACGGCCUCCGUGAAAAAGAGCCGAUUCAUUAUCUCCCACUAUGGAGUGUUCAAAAGUGGCUGGGACUGGCUAAUUUUAAUAGCUACAUUUUAUGUAGCGGUGGUGGUGCCUUACAAUGCCAGUUUUUUAAGACCGGAAAGAGAGCGACCCUCUGUUAUCAUGGACGUUUUCGUCGAGGCGUUGUUUUUUAUUGACAUAAUACUAAACUUCCGGACGACGUUCGUUAAUAAAAAAGGAGAAGUAGUAUCCGACUGGAAAUCAAUUUCAACAAACUACUUAAAAAGCUGGUUCGUCGUGGACCUCCUCGCCGCCCUCCCUUUCGACCUCCUCUAUGCCCUUUAUGGAGAAGAGUCGGGCCCAACGCACACCCACCUAAUAAAACUCACCAGAUUAUUAAGAUUGCUUCGACUCCUUCAGAAAAUCGACAGGUACUCCCAGUACAGUGCUUUAAUACUGACCCUUUUGAUGCUCUCUUUCACCCUUGUGGCCCACUGGUUGGCCUGCAUUUGGUACGUUAUAGCCGAAGAAGAGGUUGAGACUGAUUUGGGUUGGUUAAGGGCUUUGGCAGAUAGACUGAAAAUAAACGACGUUGCCAACAUAUCGAACGCCAACGCUUACGUCACGGCGUUGUACUUCACCUGUUCCAGUUUGACCAGCGUGGGAUUUGGCAACGUCAGCGCCAACACCACGAACGAGAAGAUUUUCAGCAUUUGCGUCAUGCUUAUUGGGGCUUUGAUGCACGCAGUGGUUUUUGGUAACGUCACGGCGAUCAUUCAAAGAAUGUACUCCAGGAGAUCGCUCUACCACACAAAAUGGCGGGACCUCAAGGACUUUUUCACGUUACAUCAGAUCCCUAAGGAACUGAAGAAUCGGAUGCAGGAUUACUUUCAGACCAUGUGGUCCUUGAACCACGGAAUUGACAUACAUGAAACCCUAAAAGAGUUUCCGGAAGAGUUACGCGGUGACGUUUCGAUGCACCUGCACCGGGAAAUCUUGCAAUUGCCGAUUUUCGAGGCGGCCUCUCAGGGCUGCUUGAAACUGCUUUCGUUGCAUAUUAGGGCGAACUUUUGCGCCCCCGGUGAAUAUUUGAUUCAUAAAGGGGAUGCCUUGGGCUCGAUUUAUUACAUUUGUAACGGAUCUAUGGAGGUGGUGCAGGAUACCAUGGUAGUCGCCAUAUUAGGUAAAGGUGACUUAGUGGGCUCAGAUAUAAGUACCCACCUGCAGCACCACCAAUCCAACGGUACCACCGACGGUGGAGGAAACCGCGGAGGGGGCAACAUCGAUAUCGUCAUAAAAUCCAACAGUGACGUCAGAGCUCUUACCUAUUGCGACCUAAAGUGCAUAAACAUACAAGGGCUGGUGGAUGUUUUAAGACUUUACCCGGAAUAUCAGCAACAGUUUGCCAACGACAUACAGCACGACCUCACUUUUAACGUAAGAGAGGGUUACGAGGCAGAGCAAGAAUCUGAAGGUAAUGGAGUACCCUCACUCACCCUCCCGAGUAUAAGUGAAGACGACGAGAACCUACAGGAAGGUGAAGAAUCCCCGGGAUCACCAAACAAAUCACCGUUACACCAAAUUGCUACGACAACAACGACAACAACAACAGCAACUAGCAGUCCGAGGCACACCAAGUUCAAUCUAAGGUUGCAAGAGAUCCAGGAAAGUCCUCGAAGGACACGCCUCGGGGGCGUGGCCACUAAUCACUUGGCGAUGUUGCGGGAAAGGGUGGAGAGGCAACGGAGUGUCAUAAUGCCCACCCCGAAAUUUAGUUCUUAUGAGGAAUUGGUGCCGAAGGUGGAGAGUGAAGUUGUCCAACCCAAUAGCGAGCGGUUGGACAGUCAGAUAUCGUCGUUGCAUCAGGAUGUGGCUGCUUUAAGUGUUGAGGUUCGCAACGCAAUUCAGGCGCUCCAAGAAAUGGCGACUCCCUCCUCCGGUCACGGUCCCUCUACCAACUACUCCGCACACUCCAACCCGAACAUCACCGACCUCCAUCAUUCCUCCUCAAUUCUAGCAAGAAGCAACUCACACCCUCCAGAGAUAUUCGGUUGGGAGGGAGUGCCUCCCUCCCCAAAACCCUUCUUACCUCCACCGCCGGUAUUGAAAGACCAAGAAACCCAAACGAACGGCGAGGAGAUCCUGCGCACAUUCGUCAAGGAAAAUCCGAAAUUCAUUUUGGAAAUUCUCGGUUUGGACUCAGAGAAGGUGCUGAACAGGGUGAAUUUGAAAAAGAGUCACAGUAAUCCGGAUUAUACGUGCAAAAACGAGAGGUAUAACGAGAAAUGUAUUUUAAAUAGUGCGAAGCACGAGUGUAAUAUCGUGGUGGAUGAGGAGGAGAGCGAGGGUGAGCAAGAAAACACCCCCUUUUUGUGGAAUAAUAACGCGGGUAGGAGGGUGCAGAUAUUUGAGACUAUUGGGAGGAAUAAUCAGAGCGUGAUAAAGUAUAGGAGAAGUAUAGAUAGCUAAAUGGGGUGAGAUAAGUCAAUUUCUUCUUGUUACAUAUAUUGAUUAGUUUAAGCUUCCUUAUUUGUACAUAUCAUCAAAAAACAAAACAUAUUUUUAAUACUAUUGUAAAAAUUUUCUAAUGUAUGUGUAAAAUUGUAAAUAUACCAUAAGCAUAUCAUGUGAUCUACAAGGUAGUGCCUCUAUUGUGAUUCUAAUGUCGUCUUUUGAAAGGAUAUUCGUGAGUCUUCUAGAAUAGUUCCUAAGUAGUAGACAUAUUGUUGUUAACCUUUAUUUAAAACUAAUUUGCAUGUGAUAUAACUGUGUAAGAAUAUAUAUAGUGAACAUUAUUAGCUUAAAUAAGAAUCAAUUAAUAUGUAAAGACAACCCUUAUAGAUGUAAUUAAAAUACAUGCGUACAUUCCAAAUAAAUGUUUAGUUUUUUGUUAAAAAUUGUAAAUGUAAGGACAAUUUUCUCUCCAAGAAUAUCGCAUUAAAUUUCAUAUUUUUUUU